Molecule: messenger RNA, 1293 nt
Organism: Lactuca saligna
Lineage: Eukaryota; Viridiplantae; Streptophyta; Magnoliopsida; Asterales; Asteraceae
Source: the annotation of a GenBank genome assembly
AUGGACAUUACCUUGUCGCGUUAUCAGAACACAUCAGUCUUCGAAAGUAGCUCUUUGUCGUUAACGGAUGUUAAAUUCUUUCAAGAAAGACACUUGCUUUCUGCGUCUCACUUGUUAAACAAAAGAGCACGAAGAGCCCAGGUAUAUGCAAUUAGUUGUCAUUUUGUAGAACAGGGAUUACAUCCAAAACCCAAGCCAAAACCACUGAGUAAUGGUCAUGAUAUAUUAAAGAAAGAAACUCAUGUCCAAGAGUCGCGACAGAUGAAAGGUUCUAGUUCAGGACUCUGUGGCCAGAUCGAGAAGCUGGUUCUCUGUAAACGAUAUAGAGAUGCUCUUGAAAUGUUUGAGAUUUUGGAAAUUGAGUGCGAGUAUGAUGUCCAUGUUGGCAAGAGUACUUAUGAUGCGUUAGUGGAUGCUUGUAUCAGUUUGAAGUCAAUUAGAGGGGUUAAAAGAGUGUUUAAUUUUAUGAUUAACAGUGGGUUUGAGCCCGAUUUGUAUUUGAAAAACAGGAUGCUACUGAUGCAUGUCAAAUGUGGGAUGAUGAUUGAUGCCCGCAUGUUGUUUGACGAAAUGCCAGAGAGAAAUUUAGUUUCUUGGAACACAAUAAUUGCAGGGCUUGUGGACUCUCGAGAUUAUCUGGAAGCGUUUCAGUUGUUUCUAACAAUGUGGGAGGAACAAUCUGACGCCAGUUCACGUACUUUUGCCACCAUGAUGCGUGCAUCUGCAGGACUGGAAAUGAUUUUUCCAGGACAACAAUUACACGCUUGUGCUAUAAAACUGGGUGUAAGUCAAGAUAUCUUCGUAUCAUGUGCACUAAUCGACAUGUACAGCAAGUGUGGAAGCAUCGAGGACGCCCAAUGCGUGUUUGAUGAAAUGCCUGAGAAAACAACAGUGGGUUGGAAUACAAUCAUUGCAGGGUACGCCCUUCAUGGAUACAGUGAAGAAGCUUUAGAUCUCUACUACGAGAUGCAAGAUUCUGGUGUUAAAAUGGACCACUUCACUUUCUCAAUGAUAGUAAGAGUGUGUACACGAUUAGCUUCACUAGAACAUGCCAAACAAGCACACGCAGGCCUCAUCCGCAAUGGUUUUGGUCUAGACAUAGUUGCCAACACUGCACUUGUUGACUUCUACAGUAAAUGGGGAAGAAUCGAUGAUGCACGCAACGUGUUUGAUAAAAUGCCUCACAAGAAUGUUAUAUCAUGGAACGCGUUAAUUGCUGGAUAUGCUAUUCAGGUUUAUCAGAUCAAGGGUGGGACAUAUUUGACUCAAUGGGAACAGAUUUCAAGCUUGUAG